Molecule: messenger RNA, 216 nt
Organism: Penicillium antarcticum
Lineage: Eukaryota; Fungi; Ascomycota; Eurotiomycetes; Eurotiales; Aspergillaceae
Exons: 2
Coding region: 1-216 (71 amino acids)
Source: RefSeq, a predicted model, not a curated record
AUGGUCAGAAAAGAGUUUUUUGCUGAGCGCGAUGAGAUUGCAAAAGAGAGACGUCGUCUCCAACGGGAAAGAAACGGCUUUACCGCAGACCCAGAAAAUGGAGUUGAAUACUAUAAGAUCUCGUUUGGUUGUCCAGCCCCAAGUCACGAGAUGAUCAAGGAGUUUAUCCGCUGGUACAUUGGUUCUACUGAAGGCCGACUAAACGAGAACGGAUGA